Molecule: messenger RNA, 2051 nt
Organism: Lolium rigidum
Lineage: Eukaryota; Viridiplantae; Streptophyta; Magnoliopsida; Poales; Poaceae
Product: folate-biopterin transporter 1, chloroplastic-like
Exons: 9
Coding region: 30-1577 (515 amino acids)
Cellular component (GO): membrane
Source: RefSeq, a predicted model, not a curated record
GGACACGGCGCUGCCUCCGGUUCCACGGGAUGGCCUCCGGAAGCUCUGCUGGACGCGAGCCGUACGACGAGGAGGCCGCCUCCCGCCGCCCGCUCGAGCUCGCCGUCCGCGACUCCGCCUCCGCUUCCGCCUCCGACCACCGGUCUGGAAAUAUCAUGCCUAGAUAUCAGGUGGGUUCAAAUAAAGUUGAUACAAGUAAGAAAAACCUGGAGGCAUGGCAUAAGAAGCAAUCUGGUGCAGGUGAUAUACGCAAGAGCAAGUCGGGAUACUUCACGGCAUUCGGGGUGGACCUAUCUCCUGAUAAUAUGGCAGUUGCGAUUGUAUAUUUUGUGCAAGGGGUUUUAGGUCUUGCCCGACUUGCUGUGAGCUUUUACUUAAAAGAUGACCUUCACCUUGAUCCGGCUGAGACUGCAGUUAUAUCUGGCUUCUCAUCUUUGCCCUGGUUGAUCAAGCCCAUCUAUGGCUUUAUCAGUGAUUCCAUUCCACUCUUUGGGUAUCGAAGAAGAUCAUAUCUUAUUUUGUCAGGAUUUCUUGGAGCAUUUUCAUGGAGUUUGAUGGCUACAGCAGUGGACAGUAAAUAUGGUGCAGCAUUCUCUAUUCUUCUUGGAUCACUUUCUGUUGCCUUCUCAGAUGUUGUGGUAGAUUCUAUGGUAGUUGAGAGAGCUCGUGGCGAAUCACAAAGUACAUCUGGAUCUCUUCAGUCUCUAUGUUGGGGAUCCUCUGCAUUUGGUGGAAUUGUGAGCGCAUAUUUCAGUGGUUCGCUUGUGGAUACUUAUGGAGUAAGAUUUGUCUUUGGUGUUACAGCAUUUUUACCCUUGAUGACAUCUGCUGUUGCAGUUCUUGUAAAUGAACGUCGUUUAACUCCUGGAGAACAUGCAAUGUCAGUCUCUGGUUCAGGAUUCAUUGAGAGUUCGACACAGCACAUUAAGCAGCUAUGGACUUCUGUAAAGCAACCUAACAUUUUCUUGCCGACUUUAUUUAUAUUCCUCUGGCAAGCAACACCACACUCAGAGUCUGCCAUGUUUUUCUUCAUCACAAAUAAACUUGGAUUCACUCCAGAGUUUCUAGGACGUGUAAAGCUUGUUACUUCCAUUGCAUCCUUGCUUGGUGUCGGAAUUUAUAACUAUUUUCUGAAGGCAGUUCAUCUGAGGAAGAUAUUUUUUGUGACAACCAUCAUAGGUUCAGCCCUUGGAAUGACACAGGUUCUUCUUGUCACUGGGCUUAAUAGGCAGUUUGGGAUCAGUGACGAGUGGUUCUCCAUUGGAGAUUCGUUAAUCAUCACAGUCCUUGGCCAGGCUGCAUUCAUGCCGGUGUUAGUGUUAGCUGCAAAAUUGUGCCCUCCAGGAAUGGAAGCAACUUUGUUUGCCACUUUGAUGUCUGUUUCGAAUGCUGGAAGUGUUACUGGUGGUCUGGUCGGUGCUGGUCUAACAAAGCUUUUGGGAGUCACUAGGGAAAGUUUUGGAAAUCUACCUCUAUUGAUUAUCAUAUGCAAUCUCAGUUCCUUGCUGCCCCUGCCUCUUCUAGGUCUCCUUCCAGAUGAAGAAGAUUCAGAUAAUGAAGAGACAAAACACAGCUGACUAACUGAGGUUUAAUGCGUUCCAAUUCUCAAGUGUAGUAUGGCCUGCUCCGUUUCAACCUGAGGUAACAGAUGUGGCUGUGCUCCAAUAUGAGUCAGCAAAUCAGCAGGGAAAUAUAGAAUGAACAUUUCAUAUGACUGCAUCUUUCCUUGCUGCCAUGUAAGCACCAAGAUCAAUAUGGUCAUCACAAAUGGAACCUGAUGCUAUGGAGCACAGGUACUUUUCUUUUCUUUUAUAUAGCUAACAUGUAUUAUGACUUUAUGAGACAGUGUUGAGCGAUCGUUAUGUAACUGAUGUAACACCAUGAAAAAGAACGGAGGGGUUUACCUUUUUUAGUUACACAGCGACCCCCUUUACCAAUUUGGUUACUUGCGGGGAAAUAUAAAUAUUUUGUCCCCUUCAGAAGCUGUACUAUCUACUAUGGAUAGUGUGAAUUGUGAAGAAACAUACACUUCUCCUUAAGUGGCUUGUGAU